AUGCGAUGGAUAUUUUGGAUGGAAAGCACUUUGCAUGCUAUUACUUUAUGUCGAAUAACACAGUGGAAAAAAAAAAAAAAAACAUGUAAGAUACCAGUUAACAACAGUCAAGAAGCCAAUGAAGGCAGUUUCCAGAAACUAGAAGUGAACUUUCCUUCAUUUGUCCUUGGUGAAUCUAAACUGUGCCAGAACUAA
Molecule: messenger RNA, 195 nt
Organism: Brugia malayi
Lineage: Eukaryota; Metazoa; Nematoda; Chromadorea; Rhabditida; Onchocercidae
Exons: 2
Coding region: 1-195 (64 amino acids)
Source: RefSeq, a predicted model, not a curated record